AACUGCAUCUCCCAGCAUUCCUCGCGGCGGGCGGCCGUAAAGCGCGGCGGUCGAACGGCCGGUUCCGGCUGAAUGUCAGUGCGGGGCUGUGGGCCAGGGAGGAAGGUGGUUGGCGGUGUCCCCACCACCCGCGCCGCUGCCUCCUCUGCUUGUGCCGCCGCCACGGGCGCCCGGCCGGCCGGCCGCUCGGGCAUGAGACCGUGAGGCCAGCGACUGGCCGGGACCGCCGAGAUGUUUGGCCGCUCGCGGAGCUGGGUGGGCGGGGGCCAUGGCAAGUCUUCGCGCAACAUCCACUCCCUGGACCACCUCAAGUAUCUGUACCAUGUGUUGACCAAAAAUACCACCGUCACAGAACAGAACAGGAACCUGCUGGUGGAGACCAUCCGAUCCAUCACCGAGAUCCUGAUCUGGGGGGAUCAGAAUGACAGCUCUGUAUUUGACUUCUUCCUGGAGAAGAACAUGUUCGUUUUCUUCUUGAACAUCCUGCGGCAGAAGUCAGGCCGCUACGUGUGCGUUCAGCUGCUGCAGACCCUGAACAUCCUCUUUGAGAACAUCAGCCACGAGACCUCACUCUAUUAUUUGCUCUCUAAUAACUAUGUAAAUUCUAUCAUUGUCCACAAAUUCGAUUUUUCUGAUGAGGAGAUUAUGGCAUAUUACAUAUCGUUCCUGAAAACGCUUUCAUUAAAACUCAACAACCACACGGUCCAUUUCUUUUACAAUGAGCACACUAAUGACUUCGCCCUGUAUACAGAAGCCAUCAAAUUUUUCAACCACCCUGAAAGCAUGGUCAGAAUUGCUGUAAGAACCAUUACUUUAAAUGUCUACAAAGUGGAUAACCAGGCCAUGCUACACUAUAUCAGAGACAAAACCGCCGUCCCUUAUUUCUCCAAUUUGGUCUGGUUCAUUGGGAGCCACGUGAUCGAGCUUGAUAACUGUGUACAAACAGAUGAAGAGCACCGGAAUCGGGGGAAGCUCAGCGACCUGGUGGCUGAGCACCUGGACCACCUGCACUAUCUCAAUGACAUCCUCAUCAUCAACUGCGAGUUCCUCAACGACGUGCUCACGGACCACCUGCUCAACAGGCUCUUCCUGCCGCUCUACGUGUACUCACUGGAGAACCAGGACAAGGGAGGAGAGCGACCGAAGAUCAGCCUGCCGGUUUCUCUCUACCUUCUCUCCCAGGUCUUCCUAAUUAUACAUCAUGCACCCCUGGUGAACUCGUUAGCUGAAGUCAUUCUGAACGGCGAUCUGUCUGAGACAUACGCUAAGCCCGAACAGGAUGUUCAGAGAAGCUGUGCCAAGCCGAGCAUUCGGUGUUUCAUUAAACCCACCGAGACGCUAGAGCGGUCCCUUGAGAUGAACAAGCACAAGGGCAAGAGGCGGGUGCAAAAGAGACCCAACUACAAAAACGUUGGGGAGGAGGAAGACGAGGAGAAAGGGCCUGCCGAGGAUGCCCAGGAAGACGCCGAGAAGGCUAAAGAGAUAGAGAUGGUGAUCAUGGAGCGCAGCAAGCUCCCGGAGCUGGCCGCCGGCGCCUCCGUGCAGGAGCAGAACACCACGGACGAGGAGAAGAGCGCCGCCACCGGCCUGGACAGUGUCCAGUGGAGCAGACCCUUCCUGGAUAUGGUGUACCACGCCCUGGACAGCCCGGAUGACGACUACCACGCGCUAUUCGUGCUCUGCCUGCUGUACGCAAUGUCUCACAACAAAGGCAUGGAUCCUGAGAAACUCGAGCGAAUCCAGCUUCCAGUGCCCACUGCGGCCGAGAAGACCGCUUACAACCACCUCCUGGCUGAAAGACUCAUCAGAAUCAUGAACAAUGCGGCCCAGCCAGACGGCAAGAUCCGUUUGGCGACACUGGAGCUGAGCUGUCUGCUCCUCAAGCAGCAAGUCGUGACCAGCACGGGCUGCAUCAUAAAGGACGUGCACCUGGCCUGCCUGGAGGGAGCCCGAGAAGAAAGCGUCCACCUGGUGCGGCAUUUCUAUAAGGGAGAAGAAAUCUUUUUGGACAUGUUUGAAGAUGAGUACAGGAGCAUGACGAUGAAGCCCAUGAACGUGGAAUAUCUCAUGAUGGACGCCUCUAUCCUGCUGCCCCCGACGGGCACGCCGCUGACCGGCAUCGACUUUGUGAAGCGACUGCCAUGUGGUGACGUGGAAAAGACCCGGCGGGCCAUCCGGGUGUUCUUCAUGCUCCGUGCCCUGUCCCUGCAACUGCGGGGGGAGCCCGAGACCCAGCUGCCACUGACGCGAGAGGAAGACCUGAUCAAAACGGACGACGUCCUCGACCUGAACAACAGCGACCUGAUUGCAUGCACGGUGGUCACCAAGGACGGCAGUAUGCUCCAGCGGUUCCUGGCCGUCGAUAUUUACCAGAUGAGUUUGGUGGAGCCCGACGUGUCCAGGCUGGGCUGGGGAGUGGUCAAGUUCGCAGGCCUUCUGCAGGACAUGCAGGUGACCGGCGUGGAGGACGACAGCCGCGCCCUGAAUAUCACCAUCCACAAGCCUGCGUCCAGCCCCCACUCCAAGCCCUUCCCCAUCCUGCAAGCCACCUUCAUCUUCUCAGACCACAUCCGCUGCAUCAUCGCCAAGCAGCGCCUGGCCAAGGGCCGCAUCCAGGCGAGACGCAUGAAGAUGCAGAGGAUAGCAGCCCUUCUGGACCUUCCGAUCCAGCCGGCAACUGAGGUCUUGGGGUUUGGACUCGGCUCAUCCUCCACCCAGCACCUGCCCUUCCGCUUCUACGACCAGUGCCGCCGCGGCAGCAGCGACCCCACGGUGCAGCGCUCCGUGUUCGCCUCUGUGGACAGGGUGCCAGGCUUUGCAGUGGCCCAGUGCAUAAACCAGCACAGCUCGUCCUCGCUGUCCUCGCCCUCGCCGUCGGCCAGCGGGAGCCCCAGCGGCAGCGGGAGCGCCAGCCACUGCGGCUCCGGAGGCGCCAGCUCAUCAUCCACCCCCUCGGCCGCCCAGAGCCCUGCAGAUGACCCCAUGAUCACGGAGCAGCCUCAGCCUAACCUCCCCGACCAGUUGGUGAUCGUCAACGAAACAGAAGCCGAGGCCAGGCCCGGCAAGAGCCUGGCGAGGAGCACGGACAUGGAGCCCGUCACCCUGUCGCCCAGCCUCACCCCCGCCCAGCAGCCCACCAUCUCCCUGCUCUGCGAGGACACUGCAGACACGCUGAGCGUGGAGUCGCUGACCCUCGUCCCGCCCGUCGACCACCACAGCCUCCACGCCCUCACCGGCAUCCCGCCGCCACCCUCGCCAGCCACGGUGGCCACAGAGGCCCCGGGCUCGGGGGCUGGGCAGCCAGAGCCAGCAGACCCCGCCGAGCCCUGAGCUGGCCACCUUCAACGCGUACGUGUGCGUGUGUGUGUGUGUGUGUGUGUGGCCCCGCUGGCAGGGACCUGGACCGGCUGACCCCACUCCGGGAACAUUCACAGUUCUUCUCGACCCCAGGGAGCACUUCAAACCACCCUCGGGCUCCUCUGCUCCAAUUCUAAUCCCCCUUUGACUUCACACCUCUUUGAGUGCAGGCUGGGACCAGUGGCAACACCCCCAGGGAACCCAGAUCAUCCUACAGCCGCCUCAGGGAGGGGGCUGGGCUCCUGGUCUCAGAGCCCUCGGCCCUGGGGGUGGGGGGGUGCAGUGGCAGGACCCAUCAGCAGCACUCGGUUCAUCAGCCAGCCCUUCCCCUGUCUUGGAGGUCCUCUGCCACCACCCACAGUGUGCAGAGAAGCAGCGGACGUGGUCACUUCUUGUAGAAAUUUCUAGAAAAGCGAACUUCGAUAAACACCUCCUUGGGAUAUUUAUCCUUGCUUUUGGCAGCAGAUGAAAAACAGCUAUUUAAAAAGUUCAAAAAAAAAAAAAGAAAGAAACGUCCUCCGCCCUAAGGUUUGAUGUCAUGUUAAAAGUGUAAUAUUCCUGUAGAGAUUUCGUUUUCAUUUUCCCUUGAAGUUCCCAGGAUUUGCGGUUUAGAGUUUUCUGUCUGGCCUUCUCCAUUGUCUUAAGGGAUUCUGACUUCUUUGUUUCUCACUAACCCGGCGAGCCUGUGGAAUGAUAGAAAUUCUUCUGGAAAGUUUAAAGUAUUGUUUAAGCAUAAAUAAGGGAGAGACACAUAUCCUCAGGUACAUACAGAGCUGAGAGGGCCAUAAGUUUCUCUGCCGUGGCAGCCCAGGGCGUCACCCAGAUCUUUCCAUGAAAAGGGGGACUGUGGUCAGGUCCCCUCCCCAUCCUUCUGGACUAAAACCAAACAGGACAGCUUUCCAGCGUGGCCUUCAAUUGUCACCGUCUCUCCACUUGCCUAAGAAAGAACUGUGUGGGACUGCAGGGACUCUGGCCUCUGAGGCUCUGAUGGAAAGAAAAGGUCAUGGAAACCGUGCUCCAAGGCUGCUGCUCAGCUGUGUGGGUGCCCACAGGCAGGAACACCCCAAGGGUCACCCCCUGCCCAGCAGCGAGGACAUGAUGUCCUAGGAGCCUGGGUUUUGUCCCUCUUCCUCUCAGCUGCUGCUGUAAAGAUGCAAGCUCAUUUGUGUUUGGUUUUGUUUUGUAAUGAAAACCCCUGCUUCCUUCUCCAUUUGGGCUUGGUGUGUGCAGACCAGGUCUCCUCUAUCCGAUAAAGCUCCCAAGAUGUUCUUUCUGCUCAAACCAGGCACAGCCAAGCGACCCUCACCUCACUGAUCGAUGUUCAGACCUUGCAGAAUUGGCUUCCACGUGUUCCCACAAGAGUGUGAGCACCCACCGUGUCAGCACUGGCCGGGCUGGGUUAUCAAGCGGCCUCAGAAAAUGCUACGCAAACUCACCUGUUGGAGGACCCUGUCCCCCUCACCUCCUCCUCCAUCUGCAAUCAGGCAGGGCCUGCCUGGGCAGAGUCACCCUCCUGAAGGAAACACCCGGUUCCCCCGAGGAAGGGGCAUGGCAUCUGUGGGACAGGUCUUUCCAGCCAUCAGAAGCCCCUGGGCAGGUGAGACCAGCCAGCACCAUCCGGAGAAAAGACCCAGCUCAGACAGGGCCAUUUCGGCAGAAAUUCCAGGGGCCCCAGCAAGGAGGGACAAGCCAUGACCUUCAGCGGAGCCCUCCGGAAAGGACAGGCAGCGGGGACAGAAAGAUGGAGAAAGUGUGUGUUGUCAAGGGGGGACCCCACUGGUGCCCCUGGCUGGAUGAGGCGCAGGAUCGCUCCGGAGCCCCCCACUUCUACUUUUGAAACGAUUUUGGAGCAGCAGAAAGGAGGAAAGGCCAGUGACAUUAUUCUGAGGAAGAAGCCCAGGCAGGUGGACCCAGCCCUUCAAGCUCUGAAGGAGCAAGGUCUUGGCCAGCAGGGACCACGUGCCCGGAAGGACCCGGGGCAGCAUCGCCAGGCGGGAGAGCUAAACGCAGACCGGCCUCCAUGGGCUGUUGAGCAGAAGGUGCAAUCAGGCCAGGCUUCCACCCCAUGCCUGGCCCAGGGGCAGACCUCUCCCUAGGUGGGCUCGCAGGGUUGGUCCCGGGCCGCCCACAGCCUGCUGGCAGCCAGAUCCCCACUGUCUGGGCAACACUGGGCACAGCCGUGUCUUCAGGAGCACCCCUGAAAAGCGAACAGUGGGGGCACCUCCAGAGGGGCCCUUCUAGACAGCAGGCACUGGGUCUCCGGGGCAGAGAGAGUUAGAACCAGGAAUUCUUGGUGAGCCUGAGGGGGGCGGGGGCCAUGGCCACGUGACACAUGGGUACCAGACUCAGAUCACCAUCCCUCCAUUUCCACAUCCUCCAGAGACCGGGUUUGCCAAGUCAGGGGCAGAGCUGGUCACAUCUACCCCCAAAUAUCAGCUUUGAAAGUGGCUA
Capra hircus (goat) is the source of this 5808-nucleotide messenger RNA. RefSeq names its product C-type lectin domain family 16 member A (gene CLEC16A). The record is from RefSeq and is a predicted model, not a curated record. Gene Ontology annotation, biological process: regulation of autophagosome maturation; endosomal transport; endosome to lysosome transport. NCBI's taxonomy places the organism in Eukaryota, Metazoa, Chordata, Mammalia, Artiodactyla, Bovidae. The transcript is spliced from 23 exons. Gene Ontology annotation, cellular component: endolysosome membrane; late endosome. Bases 232 to 3330 code for a protein of 1032 amino acids.